Molecule: messenger RNA, 6026 nt
Organism: Dunckerocampus dactyliophorus (ringed pipefish)
Lineage: Eukaryota; Metazoa; Chordata; Actinopteri; Syngnathiformes; Syngnathidae
Product: cadherin-22-like
Exons: 15
Coding region: 727-3111 (794 amino acids)
Biological process (GO): homophilic cell-cell adhesion; multicellular organism development; cell morphogenesis
Cellular component (GO): plasma membrane; catenin complex; adherens junction
Molecular function (GO): cadherin binding; calcium ion binding
Source: RefSeq, a predicted model, not a curated record
ACGCGCGGCGUGGAUGCAAGACAAGUGCGGGUGGUGCGCGCACGAGAGAAGCUUCAUUUCCACCACUCGGGAUCAGUUACACGGUGCAGCCUUGCAGAGAGGCGGUCUUCGUUGAGUCCUGACGCCGUGGACGUGGCCAGCAAAAGAAGCAAGAGGAAGAGGAGGCGAAUGACCGAGGAGUCGUCUUUGGAGCAUGGCGCUGAGGUCAUCAGGCUGAGCCACGAACCGUGACCUUAAAAUGUAGGUUGGAGGUGCGUACCAGUACAUAGCGAACUGAGAUUAUGGCUUACCGUUCUAUGAUGACCAGAAAAGGUUUGUCCUAUUUUCGGGGGUUGCUGACUGACUUUCUGGAGAAUUUGCCAUGAAAGCACGUGGAACAGUGGAGGACAAAUAUCACAUAAUUUCGUCUUUAAACAUGGCCGGACAAAGCUGGAGGAGCUGGCUGUAAAAAGGGAAGAAACAAAUCCUGAGGUCAAGAUUGUGUGGAACGUUCUUGCUGAAAAGACGCUGUUAUGUGAUGUCUACCAGGAAAACGUGGCUCAUUGAUGGAAUCCAACAAGUCUUGGGAGUAGGAGUCUAUAAUGGCCUCUAACCACCCAGCUCAUAAUUGAACAUCUUUCAUCCCAUGGAUUCAUAUUCUCCUCAAACCUGAAUAUUUUUUUGCCUUUUUUAAAUAAUUACAUGUAGACUGGACUGUUUUCUACUUCGUAUUUCUUAUCAUCCAACAUGGCUCCUGUUUGGACAGCUUGGACACUGUUGGCAGCAUCGGGUCUUCUCAGAUGCUGGUGUGAAGCGUCAAGGACUAGUGAUUCGAGCAGGGUGGAGCAGGGGCCUUCUUCUGUGGAACGUGUCAAGAGGGGAUGGGUGUGGAACCAGUUUUUUGUGGUGGAGGAGUACACGGGCACAGAGCCGCUCUAUGUGGGGAAGAUCCAUACAGACUCAGACGAAGGCGAGGGAAACAUCAAGUACACCAUCUCAGGAGAAGGGGCCGGCACCAUCUUCAUCAUCGACGAGCUCACAGGAGAUAUCCACGCCACAGAGAGGCUGGACCGUGAGGAGAAGGCCUUUUACACCUUGCGAGCGCAGGCCCGGGACCGUCUCACCGACGACCCUCUGGAACCAGAGUCGGAGUUUGUCAUCAAGGUCCAGGACAUCAACGACAGCGAGCCCAAGUUCCUGGAGGGGCCGUACAUCGGCAGCGUGGCUGAACUGUCACCCAUAGGAACGUCCGUUCUCAAGAUCACGGCGUCAGACGCUGAUGACCCGUCUUACGGCAGCAGUGCCAGAGUGGUCUACAGUGUCCUGGAAGGAGAGAAGUUCUUCACUGUAGGCAGACACACUGGCAUCAUAAUGACAGCCGUGGCAGAUCUGGACCGCGAAACGCAGGAUCGUUAUGAGUUGGUCGUCAUGGCAACAGACAUGGCAGGACAAAUGGGCGGUCUCUCCGGCUCCACCACGGUGACCAUAGUGAUCACGGACGUUAAUGACAACCCGCCACGCUUCCCACAGAAGAUGUACCAGUUCAUGGUAUCAGAAGGGGCGGCGGUGGGGACGCCAGUGGGACGCGUCAUCGCCACUGACGCAGACAUGGGAGACAACACGGAUAUGAGCUACCUGAUCCAGGAAGGAGGCGAGCUCUUCAAAGUCACAACCGACGCAAUUACACAGGAAGCUGUUGUCUCCAUCAAGAAGCCGCUGGACUUCGAGAGCAAACGCACCCACAAUGUUGUAGUGGAGGCGAUCAAUAAGCAUGUGGACCCUCGCUUCGUGGACCUGGGCUCCUUUCGAGACCAGACCAUCGUUCGAGUCAGCGUGUCAGAUGUGGAUGAGCCGCCGCUCUUUCAGCCGGCGGAAGGCACCGUCAUGGAAGUGCAGGAAGACGCCAAAGUGGGAGCACUGGUUGGUGUUGUCACCGCACGGGAUCCGGAUGUGAAGAAUAAACCUGUCAGUUUCUCCAUCGAUCGGAGCACAGACCAAGAGAUGAUCUUCCAUAUCGAUCCAGAUUCUGGUGCCAUCACACUGGGCAAGAUUUUGGACCGCGAGACAGCCGGCUGGCACAAUAUCACGGUGACGGCCGUGGAAGCAGAUAACCACACCAUGGCAUCGCACUCAGCAGUGAGUAUUCGCAUACUGGAUGUAAACGACAACCCUCCAGAACUGGCCACGCCCUACGAAGCCUCCAUAUGUGAAGAUGCCAAGCCAGGCCAGAUAAUUCACACCAUCAGUGUGGUGGACAAAGACGAACCGCAGGGUGGACAUCAUUUCUACUUCAAACUGGUCCCUGAAGCUUCUGGCAAUCAACUCUUUACUCUGUGGGAUGUCAAAGACACCACUGCUGGCAUCCAGAUGAAGCGCUCAGGCUUCAACCGUCAUGAGCAGAACGUCUACUUCCUCCCCAUCCUGGUGGAGGACAGCGGUCCCCUCUCCCUCAGCUCCACGGGCACCCUGACCAUUCACAUCUGCGACUGUGACACAGAGGGAGCCAUCGAGUCCUGCAAUGCCACAGCCUAUGUAAUGAGUGCAGCUCUCAGCCCGGGGGCACUUAUAGCUCUGCUGGUGUGUAUGCUCAUCCUCAUAGUCCUCGUCUUGCUCAUCCUGACACUCAAACGCCACAGGAAAGGCCAGCGGAUGGCGGAGGAUGAGGAGGACAUGCGAGACAACGUCAUCAAGUACAACGACGAAGGCGGCGGCGAGCAGGACACUCAGGCUUACGACAUGAGUGCCCUCAGGAACCUCUACGACUUCCCCGAGGCCAAGAGCGCAGACUCGGGUCCGGAUAUCCGCUCACUGCCGCAGUGGAUACAAGCUAGCCGGGUAGCUGGCGGGGUAGAGGCCGCGACCGCAGUGACCGCGGCCGACUUCUCUCUUUUCAAAGGCUACAUCCGAAAGAAGGUGGAGCAAGCCGACGCCGACCUGUCCGUGCCACCGUAUGACUCGUUCCAGACGUACGCCUUCGAGGGCAGCAGCUCGCCUGCCCUGUCGCUCAGCUCCAUCCACACACUGUCCACCACCUCUGAACAGGAUUUCUCAUACCUCAGUGACUGGGGGCCGCGCUUCCGGCAGCUGGCGGGCUACUACGCUCCAGGGAAGCCAGACGAGGACGUGUCCUAGCACAGUGUCCGGUCUCCACAUAGACUUCCAAUUCUCCUCCUCUUCUUCUUUGUCCUCUUCUUGACUGCAGUGAUCUCAGCUAAAUAUCCUUGAAAGAACAGUUCCUGAUGGUUUUCCUGCUGGGUUUAGCCUCUGCUGGACUUUUUUCAGGAUGCUAGCGUGACAGCUGUGGCGAUGAUGAGAGAGGCGAGAAAGAUACGGAGAUGCCGGGUUCCGAAAAUGAUCAUUUAGCUUGAGAUGGCGGCAAGAAACGUUCCAGUCAGGUGACGAGACGCUCCUGACUGCAGCUUGAAGAAAGUUUUGCAGACACUCUAUGGACAAAAAGUAUUGGGACACACCUCUUAGUCAGUUCUUACAUCAAUCAGGGGUUGGACGAGACCCCUUGGUUCACCCUUUAAUCUCAAUUAUUAGUAAGACAUUUUUCGCAACCUUGUGGGAACACUUUUGGGAAAGUCCUUUCCUGUUCUCCGAUGCACUACGCAAGGCCCAUAAAACAUGCUUGGAUGAUGCGGGUGUGGAAGAAGAACGACAAUAGGCUGUCCUCAGGUCAAACAUCCGUGACCUCUGACCUACCUUGUAUAUUCUUAUAUCUUCAAUAUGAAACCAUUACUUAAUAAUACUGUUUUUUUUAAUUUAUCUUCCAAUUGUAAUAUAUCACAUCAGGGCUUUUCAAACUGUGGCACCUCCCCUCAGAGAAUAUAACACCAUUGGGGCCUCCCAUGCUCCCCAAAAAAUGACUUUUUUGGAGCGUUUUUUUUUUGUUUUGUUUUUUAGUUUACUCACUCACUGUAAAAAAACAAAAAUAUUUGAAUUUUGCCUUCGACAACCAAAGUUAGCAGGUUUGAAAAACAUUUCUCUCGAGUUGCUGCACCUGCCUUGAUACCUUCAGACAACGAAAAUGACCAAUGAUUUAUUAUACAACUCCCCAGCAGACAAAAUAAAUCAACAACAUUGUUAAGAUUGUUUACACCCUCUUGUUACUAGGCAGGAUUUGUGGAACGGACGUCCUGACUUCCUGGAACUCCCGGGAGGCAAAAGAAGACAUUACAGGCAUGUAAUUGAUGUGUCUGAUUUCAAAACAUAGCCUAACAGUGCUAACAGGUGUUGGGAGUACUGAUUUCCGCCUCCUACCUGGCCUUCCAAGAAAUCAGGAAGGUCAGCAUCGCUCUGACCGAGUGAAUAAGUUGACAGUUUAAAUGUCUGUUAUUAUUAUCAAUACAAAAUGCUCAUGAUUGAUGAGACACAUUUAUCCCUAAAGUCUUGAAUUAAAUAAACACGUGUAUAGAUUAAAUAUGAAAUACUUAUUGGAUAUAAAAAAAACUGCCCAUCAUGCCGCUGAUUAUUCAAAACAAAAACAAAAAAAAAAUCAGAAAUACUGUCUUAUCAAAAAAAGUGGAAGCCGUUAUUGCUAACUGCAUUUUUUUUUCACAUUCACAUCCUGUACGUGAGGUGUCCCAAUACUUUUGUCCGCAUCUUCUUUCCCUCAAAUGGACGACGUACUUCGCUUUAUUUUCAGUCUUUUUUUUUUGUUCUUCUGAUGUGAAACGGCCAAGGCAACCCUUCAAUACUGUAUAUUUUUUUUUUUUUUCUAAAAAAAAGAAAAAAGGAGCUAAUAUUUAUGUAUUUAUUUGUUUUUGUAAUGUAUUUAUUCACAUCAUUUCUACUGGAGUCUGGUUCAAGGGACAAAAAGACGAGGAGAAGGACGGAUGCAAGGCCGGGAAAAUAUUUGGAUUUAUUAAUUUAUUUUCUAUGACCUCUUUUUGCUAAAAAGGGGAACGCGCAGAAGAAGACAGAAUGUGAAACGUUUUUGCAAUUCUUUUUAUUAUUUUGCGGGGGGUGAGGGCAGAAAUAUGUGAAUUUCUUUGACACAGCUGGUUUAAAGGCAGCGAGGUUCAAAAUAAACGAGGACUAAACUAAAUAACUGUUUCAUGGAAUUCCCCCCCCACUGGAGUCCAAUUUUCUCUCCUCAUUUUGCUCCAUGUGUUUGUAAAAGAUGUUCGUUUUUUUUUAAAUCCCAAUUUUUGUUUUUUGUUUUCUGUCGGAAGCCAUUCGGGAUGUUUAAAGGUUGAACGAAUGAACGGGUCACAUCAUCCUUAUAGCUAUUUCAUGUUGACCUCCGUUUGCAACUGACAAAAAGAGAGCGAAAACGACUAAUAAAUAUUUAAUUUUUUUGAUAGACUGUUGUGUUCAAUGUCUCUGUGUUUUGACAUCCACAGCUAAGCAAAGCACCUUUUGUCAAACAGGCUGCCCUUCUGCCAGGCUGCUGUAACUGGCAACGCCACAAGAGGAUGGCGAGGUCGCUUUUCAUCUGACAUUCAAACCAUGGCUGACAUUCACAAUCGGAACAAAACAAGACAAAAGGUGUAUGCUGGAAGUUACAGUACGUACCUCGAUGGUCGAUCAUCUCAUGGUGUUCUCUGGCUUAACAAUACACAACCUCACUGAAGCUGUAGGAAAUGUAGCUUUUGCUCAAUAACACCUGCUUACAGUGGUCGUACAGUUUGGGAUUCAACCAAUAUGCAGCGAAUGUGUAACAAAAAUUUGGAGGUUGAGCAUGAACAAUUUUGUUGUUUUGUUCCGUCACAACACAAGGUGGAAGCAAAGGUGCCAACAGUGACGUGCGAUGAGGUUCAUGGCUGUUGAGGCACGGACUCCUUUGGAACGUUUUAUUUGUGUCAAUGCAGGAUAACAAGAAAAAGAAGAGAAUAUUUCAGUUUUGUUAAAAUAUUUUGUUUCAAAUACUUCUUAGUCCCGUUUAUUAAACGUGUGUUAUUACCUUUUAUCUGUAUAGGAAGUACAAACUCCCUGUUCUCCAGAAAAAGGUAUGAUACUUUGUUGAAAAGGUCUGAGCACCCCCUGGUGAGCUUGGGCAUUUAAUCCUCCAUCUUGGCAGUCAAAUUCAUUCAUUCAUUCAG